AUGGGUUGCUCAGACUCGAAAAGUGCAGAUGCGUUACAACCAGCCAGUGAUGAGUUGGAUAACAUGAAGGCGCGACUCACACAACGCCUACUUAAUCGCGACGCAACUAAAACACAUAGUAAAAAUGCCUUUGCCGCUGUUUUGAACAAAUAUCCGGAUGCGAAGAAAGUCUUUCGCGUCCCUGAAACUACCAGUGCCGAUACACAACUUGUCGAUACCAAAGAAGUGAAAGCAGCUAGUGAUAAGAUUUUGAGCCACUAUAUGGAUCUAGCGAAGACGGCGGACAGUAAUCUUGACGAUGCUAUUCAAAAGAAAGCUGAAGAACUCAAGAAGCAAGGCGUCAAAGCCGAACAUGUUAAGUGUUAUGGAGAAGCUCUUGCGCAAAAUGCCGUCAAAGAUACGGACAAUAAGCUGACUGCUGAAGAAGAGAAAGCCUGGAAGAAUUCGGUCAAUAACAUAACAGCCAAACUUACUGCUGCUAUGAACAAACUACCCUAA
Molecule: messenger RNA, 498 nt
Organism: Adineta ricciae
Lineage: Eukaryota; Metazoa; Rotifera; Eurotatoria; Adinetida; Adinetidae
Source: the annotation of a GenBank genome assembly